This is a messenger RNA of Eruca vesicaria subsp. sativa (arugula), 1217 nucleotides long. Lineage: Eukaryota; Viridiplantae; Streptophyta; Magnoliopsida; Brassicales; Brassicaceae. The record is from the annotation of a GenBank genome assembly.
CACAAAGUCUACCACUUGCUCCAACUCUUCUCUUCAACUUUACACAAUCAAAACAAUCAACCACACGUCUAUAGCACUAUUUGCUCUUCUCACUUUAUAAGCAGAGAUCAAUCACUCUUGACGUUAGUAGAAAGAUAUGGUUUCUGAAUCUGUUUCGAAGAUGGAAUCACCACCGUUGAUUGGACCACGUAUCUCAUUCUCAGCUGAUUUAUCCGACGGUGGAGAUUUCAUCUGCAUCACUCCCGUGAUGUGCAAGGAGCUAGAGAAAGGGUCAGUGAAAGUCUCCGACUUUGAGUUCUUGUCGGAGAAUGUGAGUCCACAGAGGAUGCAUACCGCCGACGAGCUCUUCUCCGAAGGAAAGUUACUUCCUUUCUGGCAAGCAAAGCACUCAGAGAAGCUUAAAAACCUUAACUUGAAGACUAAAGAAGAAGAGGAAAAACAGAGUGGUAAUGUUGAAGUUGUGACGAUGAUGAAGAGUAGAGAUCAGGAGAGUAACAGAGUGAGUUGGUUUAUAGACGAGGAUCCAUCUCCUCGUCCUCCUAAAUGCACAGUUCUUUGGAAAGAGCUUUUGAGGUUGAAGAAACAGAGGAACUCCUCUGCUUCUUCGACGACGAGGACGGUUUCUUCGUUGUCUCCGUCUUCUUCCACGUCAUCGUCGAGCUCGCUUGAGGAUGCGGCGGGGAAGAGAGAGGAGAGAGAGAAGGAAGGGAAGAGAGGUGGUAAGAAAGGGUUGGAGAGGACGAGAUCAGCGAGUAUGAGGAUAAGGCCGAUGAUUCAUGUCCCUAUUUGCACUCCUUCUAAAUCCUCUGUUCCAUUGCCUCCUCUGUUUCCGCUUUCUCUUAAGAAAAACAGAGCAGAGAAACGCACUUGAAACAAAAAAGAAGUUGGAAUCUAUCUUUUGAUAUGAGUGAUUAGUGGUUGAUUUGUCAUGUGGUCUGUAACUCUAAUGCAUGUGAUUAUUCAGAUGUAUUUUUGUGUGAAAGAUCUGUCAUCUGUUCUUAAUUUCUGAUUUCAUCUGUUCUUUUCAAAAAGUAUGUCAUUAUCAACAGAUGAAAAUGUGAUUUAGAUGUGUUUGUAUGUUGAGAUGUGAAAUGUUGGGAGACAAAAGAGUAAAUGUCAAAAAAAAAAAAAUGAUGAGAUUAGAAAGAGCAGAGUUUUCUGUUUGUUAGUUAAUGAUGAGAAAGUGAAUGAUGAAAAGAGUGAUGGGCACAUGCAAG